Messenger RNA from Microdochium trichocladiopsis, 2082 nucleotides. Its product is annotated as CHY zinc finger domain protein. Lineage: Eukaryota; Fungi; Ascomycota; Sordariomycetes; Xylariales; Microdochiaceae. The record is from RefSeq and is a predicted model, not a curated record. The transcript has 2 exons. Gene Ontology annotation, molecular function: zinc ion binding. The coding region runs from base 1 to 2082 and encodes 693 amino acids.
AUGAUCUCUACAGCCAACACAAGUGGCACUCCGGCCGGUAGGCGGCAGGCUGUGCCCGAAGCGCCCAGCAAUCGAGUCGUUUCAAAACCUGUGUCCGACGCACAAGCACGCGACCCUCGCAAAUACCAACUGGAGCAGAUCAAACGACGCUUCUCCCUUAGGCAGACGAACCUGCAGAAUGGCACUACGCUCCUGGCUUUCAACCUCAAGCCUUCAGAUCCGGAUUUUCCUUUUGACUUGGACUUGUUGGACUGCGAGCUCCUGGUCCCCGCUGCCUACCCGGAUGCUGCCGCAGCACCCGUCCUCAAGGUGAAGAAUAAAGACAUCCCUCGCGGCUUUGCCAUAAAUAUCGAGCAAGGGUGGGACAAGCUCGUAGAGGAGAGACGCGAGGCGACGCUGUUGGCACUCACAAACGCCCUCGACAGGAGCCUGGAGACCUACUUGUCCGAGAAGAAGCAGGACACCGUCACACUUAUGUCCUUCAAAGACACAAGGCAUCUGGAGUCAGAGACUACGACCCUCGGCAAGCAGCAGCCGCCAGUCAAGAACGUGCAAGAACCAUCGGGGCCGGUUUCUUUGCCCAGCAGAUCUUAUCUUCCCGAGCCUUCGUACACAAAAGACGAGAUCAAUGCGGCAAAAGCUCGCAGAGCACAGGAAACCCGACAGCUCGAAGCCCGCAUGAGUCGUUUAUCCAUGUACCAGCGUUCCAGCGACGGUGUGGUGUACACGCUACCCUUGGAGCCUCGGAGGCGUACCGAGCUUCCUACGGGGUUGCAAGCGGUGCAGUCUGUGCAGCUGAUUGUGCCUCUCCUGUACCCCUUGCAGCCACUGCGAGUUCUGCUCAACGAUGUCGAGUCCAAGGACGCAGAGGCUGUCGAGGAGCUCUUUGCAAAACGGGCGGCCCAGCAGACUCAGAUGUCGCUCAUGAGCCACAUCAACUUCCUGUCCCAGAAUAUGCAUCUUAUGGUGAAGCAGGCUCAGCAACAGGAGGCCAAGCAGCGGCAGGAGGCUGCUGCUGCUGCGAAGGCCGCUGCCGAUCUAGGCACAAGCACAGCACAAUCAGAGAAGAUGCCCGUCACAAGUUCUAGCCAUGGCAAAACUCACAUCCAAGUCAUUCCGCGGCCGCCAGAAUGGAUAUGGAUUGACAAGGCGGACGACACUGAGAGUUCUGAUGACUCUUGGGAUGAGCUCGACUCCGACGAGGGCGGAGUGGCUGUCAAUCCGCAAGAACCCUCAACAGCACCCCUUCAUCAGCCGGAGAGAGGUACAGCUAUAUCGUUCCCGUCCAUAGAGCUUCACGGCAUUGAGCUGUUCCAGGUUGCACUCCUCAGUCUAAGCGUCAAGUGUGAGCGGUGCAGAACGAUCAAUGAUCUCACAGGGCUUAGACCGGGGCUGGAAAAGUCGAGUAGCUGCAAAAAAUGCGCCACGCCAUUCGCCACAACUUUUCGCCCGGAAAUGGUGCAUCAAGGCUCAACCAGAGCUGGCUUCAUAGACGUAUCCGGCUGCACGGUCGCCGAUAUGCUGCCAAGUACCUUCAUACCUACAUGCUCCACCUGCUCGACCGCAAGCCCAGGACUUGUGUCAGUGCGCGGCGACGUCACGAACAAUGUCUGCCGCGAGUGCCACAACAAGUUCAGCUUCAAGAUCCCAGAUGUAAAGUUCCUCGCAAUCACCCGCGGUGCAACACUGCCGCCGUCCGCCGGACCACGGCGAAAGCUCGAAAAGCUCGGUUUACACGUCGGAGAGCAAUUACCCGACAGAGGAUCCUGUCCUCACUACAAGCGCUCAUAUCGCUGGUUCCGCUUUUCCUGCUGCAGCAAGGUGCACCCGUGCGACAAGUGCCAUGACGAAGCCGAGGACCACAUCAAUGAGUGGGCUAACCGCAUGAUUUGCGGCUGGUGCAGCCGAGAGCAGAACUAUGCUGUCGAGGCGUGUGGUUUCUGUGGCAGGAGCGUCAUUGGAAAAAAGGGCCGCGGGUUCUGGGAGGGCGGCAAGGGCACGCGGGACAAGACUAAAAUGAGCCGGAAGGAUCCGCGCAAGUACAAACGUGUAGGUGGUGGUGAGACCAAGAAGAAGGAUUGA